Molecule: messenger RNA, 3251 nt
Organism: Hypomesus transpacificus
Lineage: Eukaryota; Metazoa; Chordata; Actinopteri; Osmeriformes; Osmeridae
Gene: cep112
Product: centrosomal protein 112
Exons: 26
Coding region: 123-2888 (921 amino acids)
Source: RefSeq, a predicted model, not a curated record
CGUUGGCUGUUUGCGGAAAACGGAUGUUGCGCUGCUUACCAGUGAAAGAAGUAGAAGACGAAAUGUAAAUUGUCUUGUUUGUAGGUCUACACUUGCUGAUUGCCAUUCACUGUAAGGAUAUCAUGAGCAAACACGAGGAUGCUUGGGAUAAACUGGACACUGAGUUUGACCACUACUUAGUGGACAUGAAACCAUACGUUCUAAAGCUCCCUCACAAAUCAGAGCGCCAGCGAUGUGCCCUGUGGAUAAAAAAGCUUUGUGAACCAACGGCGUCAAGUUCUGGCCUCAUGGGACUCAAGAACCGCAACAUGUAUGCCCGCCUGCUCCUGCACAUGCUCAGACGAGACGUCCUGGAGGGCCCUUUCACGCAGAAACCUGAGUCAGGCACACUCAAGACGCUUCCAACCUAUAUGUCCAUCUACUUUGAUGAGCCACUGUGUGGUAAAGCAGCUGAGCAGAGCAGUGCCGGCGUGCCUGACUGGGUGACUGGAGAGCUGGACCAGAGGGACGAAAUUUGGGAAAGCCUGCUGAAAGAGAGGGCAAGCUCCUCACCCAUGGCUUACCAAAACACACACAGAAGGGGGCUCCAGUAUGAGGAGAAGUCUUCAUCGUGGGUGCUGCAGUCCAGUCCAGUCAAGCGUUCCUCUAGGGCGGACCUCAACAUGAUUGAGAACCCAAGGUACCUGAAAGAGGACCCCAUCCCCUUGUCUCCAAUUUUCAAGUUGACCCUGAGCCAGAGUGGCACCCUGGCUGAGGAGAAGGGCUCCCUGCUGAUACAGGAGAAGGAGAUGGAGAUGAAGACCAAGGUGCUGUGUGCCAAGCACCAGGAGGACAAACUGAAGCUGCAGCAGAGGCAUGAUGCAGAUGUUCAGAAAAUCCUUGACCGAAAGAAUUGGGAGAUUGAGGAGCUGAAAACUAUGCACCGAGUCAAGCAGAAGGAAUCGGAGGACAACAUUCGUAAGAUGGAGAGAAAAGUUCAAAGCGUGGUGCUCGAGUCCCAGGUAAUCUGCGAGAGCAAAGAGAAGCAGAUUUUCGAGCUGAAGAAAAUGACAGAUCAGAGUGCUGACUCCCUCAAAAACGAGUGGGAGAAGAAGCUGCAUUUGGCGGUGGCGGACAUGGAGCAGGAGAAGUUCGAACUGCAGAAGAAGCACACUGAGAGCAUCCAGGAGCUGGUGGAGGACACCAACCAGAGACUGGCCAAGAUGGAGACAGAGUACAGCGUCCAGACACAGGCCACCGAGCAGAUGCUACGAGAGAUGGAGAGACAGGUGAAGCGUCUAUCUGCUGAGGUGGAGAAUGGGAAUGCCCUGCGACUUAAGGUGACCCAGGAGAAAAACCAGCUGGAGAUCCACAUUGCCACCAUCAGUUCUGAGCUGCAGGAGGCCAACCGCCGGAACGUGUCUCUGCUGAGGGAGAAGGAGAACCAGAGUGAGCUGCAUGAGCAGGAGCUGCAGAAACUACAGUCAAAGCACGAGGCAGACAUGACACAUUACCAGCAUGAACAUGCACUCUCCGCGGCCAAGGCCUCUGAAGUGAUAGAGGACCUUGAACAGAUUGUGGCUCAGCUCAAGCAGCAGCUCCUGGACAGUGAACACUGGAGGCAGAAACAAAUCAGGGACCAAGAUAUCAAGCUGCAGCAGGAGAAAGCAGAACUACUACACGAUACUGAGAAAAAGGUGCGUUCCCUCCACAUGGAGGCAGAGAAGGAGAGAAUGGAAGCCAGGAAAAGGAUAGCGAAACUUGAGGAGUCCCUCAGGGUGAAGGAGGAGCAGCUGGAGAGAGUGAGGGACAGUCAGAGACAGCACGCCCAGCAGGCUGAGAGUGCUCUGGAGCAGUUGAAGAAACAAGUCGAGCUCAGCUCAGAGAAGGCCUACGCAGACAUGAAACUGCAGAUGGAGAAGGUGGAAGAGGACCUGAGUCGCUCCAAAUCUCUAAGGGAAGAGCAAGCCAAGGAGUUCUCCCAUCAACUGGAGGAAAUUAAACAGAGAUGUGAACGUCAGAUGUGCGAGCAGCGCGUGCAGCAGGAGCAGGAUAGGACCCGGCUGCAACAGCAGCACAGCGCUGAGAAGGACAGCCUGGUCCAGGAGUGCCAGCGGGAAGUGGGCAGCCUGGAGAGGCGAGCAAGGGCCACCCUGCUCCAGCACCAGCAGCACACCCAGGAGUGGAGGCAACGCGAUGCCCAGACCAUCUCGGAGCUGGAGGCCCAGGUGUCGGCCCUGCGUGAGGAGCUGCAGCAGGCCAACGCCCAGAGGAAGCAGCAGCUGCUGGAGCUGGGCCUGCUGAGGGAGGACGAGCGCCAACACUCGGCCCAAGACCAGGAGGCCUCGAUGGGCAGGCUGCGGGCAGAGAUGGAGCGCCUCCGCCUGGACCUGGAGAGGAGCCACCAGGCUGAGAGGGAGCUGGCCCAGGAGAAGACCAACAGCAGGUUGAAGCAGAUUGAGGAGGAGUACAGUCAGAAGCUUGCCAAAUCUGCCCAGUGGAUCGCGGAGCUCCAGACGUCGGCGUGUGCUGCCAAGGAGGAGGGUCUGAGACGUCGUCAAGAGCUGGAGAGACAGCUGGAGGAGGCUUUGGCACACUGGGAUCAGGAGAGGAGGACCAUGACCAAACAUGCCAUCUCAAACACCAAGGCUCUGCAGGAGAAGGUGGAGAGUCUGCAGAGACAGCUGCAUGCCUCAGAGAAGAAGCUACUUAACAAAGAACUCGAGAAUCAGGAACAGGUGACUGCAGUGCGUCAGGACUGUGAGUUGAAGAUUAAGGGGUUAAUGCCAGCUGAGCUACGUCAAGAACUGGAAGACACCAUCACCUCUCUCAAGUCUCAGGUAAACUUUCUCCAGAAGAGAGCCUCUGUGCUCCAGGAUGACCUGGAUUCCUGUCGCAGUAGAAGGUAACCAUGGACCCGUCCACUCUCUCCAUCCAAGAACAUGAAGGAUAAGGCAGAUGUGAGCCUCACUGACAUGGUUACCAUGUAUAACACACACGCACCAACGUCUUUCAUGCCAUACAACUACUAAUCAUCUCAGCCAGUUCUGUCUGUUGUGCAUCAUGAUGUUUUACACAUUGUGACACUUUUUUUAAAAAUAAUAUUUGUUCACUGUUGGAUUUUUUUUGUUUCUACAUAACCUGUUGUGGAAUAUUGAAUGCACUGCAUGUUAUUACUGCUCUGUGUGGCAGCUCAACAUCAAAAUCAAGUUUGACAGUAAAUGAUCAUAUCAAAUUGCAUUAUUUUAAUUAAAGUAUUUUUUCAUCAUAAA